UAAUAAGAAGGGUUAAUACAAUAUAUUAGCCAAAACUAUUAAACAACGGAAAAUAAUAGCCACAAUUAUUGAAAUACAAAUUAUUAGCCACACGUUAACUCUUUGUUAACAAUUCCGUUAGUAAUGCUGACUCAAAUUUAUGAUACUGAGUUGAGUCCCAUGUGAGCGUCACCAUAUCAUAUUUUCUAAUUUUAAUAUUUAAAAAUAAAUUUCUAAAUAAUUAAGAAGAAAAAAAUGUUGCUCCCUAUUCUUCUUCCUCCGCCUAGAUUUGCCAGCUCUUUCCUCCUCCUCUGUGGCUCUGUCCACGCCACCGGCAAGACACGACUCUGCAUCUACUUGUCAGCGCGAGAUGGCCUCGCCUGCAAUCGCCUGAAUCUGACGGAAAAGAGGACGUCGUAUUGACUCAAAUGCUAUUCGAGCUCUCUCCUUCUUUCAAGUUCGGUUUCAUGACGAAAAAUCUUGUGAUUCUCCUUAAAAUCCUCCGACGGCGGGGUGUGUCAACACCCUUAGUUGGUCGCACUAGUGCACCACCAUCUCAUUCCCUUGCAGAUCUCCAACACCUGUUCCACCGUCGCGGGGCACCUAAUGGGAUUGGGUUUCAUGAACAAUUUUGGGAGAAGAGGCACAACUGGGGCAAGCUUUAAAAAUUCCCAAUUUUUAAGUUAAGAUGUUGCUCCAAUUUUUACCAAUGCUGGGAUGUCUUUUCAUGGAAAAGGUCUUGACUCUCUCUCUCUAUGGUCCUUCUGCUCACAUUUUCUAGUUCUUCUACUACUUCUCUCUCCUCCUUGCCGCACCGCAAUCCUCCUUGCCGUCGAGUGCCGCCGCACAGCAAACUUCCUAGGAGACAAAGGAGAGAUUUUUUCCAAAACUAGCACGAUUUAAAAAAAAUUACAAAAAUAGCACCCAACCCCAAAAAAUUCCAAAAAUAGCACAAUUUCCCAUAGACCGCCACCCUACCCAGUGGUUUACACGAAAAACGCAGGGUGGGGCGCGGUUUUCAUUGAAAACCGUACAAUUAGGGGACGUUUUUCAUGCUCGCAUGGGUUCAGACCGGUUUGGUCCAAAACCGCUGCCCCACCCAACGGUUUUGGUCCUCUUUUUUCCCGAGUAUUCCUAACCUAGGUGGAAACUUCAAACUAAUGUAUCUUUGUGUCCGGGUAUACGAUCGUAGCGAAUUUUUUUUAUUUUGUAUAACUUUUCGAGAUCUUGCAAGCUGCAAACAGCCAUAAACACUUUGGUCUCGCCUUCGUCUCGGAAAAACGUCGUUUGCUAUCCCGAACGAGCUUUUUUCGAUUUCGUCAAACUUUGUGCGGCCAUAAUUUUGUGCUCCAAAAUCCGAAUGUAAUGAAUUUUUUUUAUUUCGCAUAACUUUUUAAGGACUACAACUUUUUAUCAUAGACAUAAUUUCGGAAUGUACAAGGAUUUGUGAAAAGGGAAGGUAAAGUUAUUCCCAAAACCCUAUAUAUCCAAAAAUAAUUCAUGUGUUGAAAAUCCAUUCCUAGUAAAAAUUGUAGUCCUUAAAAAGUUAUGCGAAAUGGAAAAAAAUUCAUGAUGUUCGGAUUUUGGAGAACAAAGUUAUGGUUGUUCAAGGUUAUUGAGGAUUUUUAGCGUUCAAGGACUAAAACUUUGUCAAUAUGUAAUUGUUUCAAUAGAAGAUUUGUAGUUUGGUGGUGUAGAUGUUGUGCUAAAAUUAGUAAACUAUUUAUUAUCUGGGUUCGAACCCCCACUCCCACAACAUGCUGUUUUUUUUAAUCUCUACUAAAUAAAAAAAUUUAAUAUGGGAUGAUGGUGUUUCAAACAUAAGACCUCCUUCACACAAUAAACAACUAAACCAAUUGUGCAAACACAACUAAUGUCAUUUUUGCGAGAAAAAAAUAUUAUUACAAACCGUCGGGUGGCCCCACGCGGUUAGCAAAAACGCCCCUUACCCGUGCGGUUUUCAUUGAAAACCGCGCCCCCACCCUGCGGUUUUUGAAAAAGGGUGCUAUUUUUUAUGAUUAUUGUGUGAUGGAUGUUGUGAUGAUUAAUUAUUGUGGAUUGUGAUGACUUGUGACUUGUGUGGUGGAUUGUCAUGCAUUGUGUGAAUUUCGUCGAUGCUUUUGACUUGUGAGUUGAUGACGAUUUUCAAUUCAAACUAAUUAUGCAAAGAAUGUGUUAGAAUUCCUUAAAAUUUCUUUGAAUUGAGUUUCAAUUUCUCAAUUUGUGUAAUUAUUUCUGUAGGGCGAGACCUCCGGCUCCUCGUGGUUGACGUGACGGACGAAGUGCCCCUACUGUUGAGACUGCUCCUUGUGGUGGGAGACCUCCGACUCCUCGAGGUCGUGGUAGUGCGUGUGCUACAGCCCCUCCUGCUCAGACCCGGGGUCGUGGUGGGCGUUUAGGAAGUCGGCAUGUUGAAGCUGUUGAACCGUCUUCAUCUACUCCAUCGAAUCCCGCCCCUGUCAAUAGUGAAAGUACACCGGCUGAGACUCCAACUGUAGCACGGCUGCUCCGACUUCAGCUAAAGUUAAAGGUGACAACUUCGACAUAGAGAAAUGGCUGCAGACGGAGGGUAAGGCUGAGUGCUAGAAGGAUUUUAAGAAGGUGGUGGUUGACAAGUAUUGAUGACUCGAUAUUUGCACAUGUUUUCCCCUUGUUUCUUGAUCGUUUGAGCUUUAAUUAUUGCGUCUUUGGCCUAUUUUACGCUAGGUUGUGUUCCUUUUUCACAUUUCAGGUCCUAGCACAUAAAGUGAAGGAUAGGCGCAAGUUUCAAGUCAAUCAGAGAUCAAUUGGCGAUUAGGGAGAAGAAACUCGGGCAUGACCUGAAGAAGAAUGGAUUUCUACCUCACUUUAUGGACAAAGAAUCAUGCAAUCUUGUCAUUAAAAGAAAGAGGACGAGACUACGAGCGUCUGGGAUCAAACGGCGACUGAUUCGGAGUCCGGACGAGGGAGAAACGAAGCAUUGAAUAUAGGGGAACAAGUUCGGCAGUAAAAACACGGGCGCGCCUAAAUCAAAACACGGCCGUGCCCAUAUUUAGGCACGACCGUGUUUUGGCCGACGCGCGCGGGCGUGUUUUUAACACGGGGCAAAACACGGGCGGGCAAAAGCAAAACACGGCCGUGUCCUCGAUAGUGUUUUGCCCAGAAUCGGGUUUUUUUAAGCCAAUUUCGAGCCAAAGGAGAGGGAGAGCUGGGUUUUGGAUCCCAAACACCCAAGGGACGAACCAAAGAGAGAAAGGGCGAUUUGAGGGCAUUCUAAGAGUGGAAUUGGAGGAUUUUUUUGCCUUGGAAGCUCGAGGAACAAGCCCGGACUUGAAGAGUGAUCAUCUGAAGAUUCUUACUGCAGUCUCUCUCUUCUCUAUGGAGUAACUUCCCUUCACUUAGGUUUUGAGGAACCCUAGCUAUGUUUGUUUGAUUGGAUGAUUGUAUGAGUACUCUGACUUGAUAAUCUUGAGUUCAUAUUCAAUCUAUGCAUGUUUUCAUGAUUCAAUUCUGCUUUAGUCGAGAUUAUUGAUUCUGCUUUGAUCCUGUGAGAGGGGAUACCUGAUUAGGUCAAUAGAGCACCAUAGAUUGAUAGUAAUGGAUCGAUUGCUUUAGUCGAGGGUUGAUUCACUGCUUUGUAUCGAUUGAGUACCUAUUUCAAUAGAGGGAAUCUAGUUCAGAACGCCUUGAUCGGUUGUUCUAGAUAAGGAUACGUCCCUCUAGGCAAUUGACUCAAGAGGGCCUUGUUCCUUUAGUCGAGACUCAAGGUCUAAUCAUCAAUCGUUAAUCUGGCUAGUGGCUAGGGGGAAUCAUACCUAAGUGAGUUCCCAACCUGUAAUUAGAUUAACUUUAACUAUAGUUUGUUAAAGUAGUUUUAGUUCUUCCAUCUUAAUCUGGUUUGCUAGAUAAUGAACUGAAGCUGAGUAAUAGUAACUCUAGAGACCCGUGGAUUCGAUAUUUACUACUUGAGCCACUAUACUGCAGCCCCUUUCAUUGGUUACACUUGGCCUUUGUUAGGAGUUGUGUCAUAGCGAGUCAAGUUUUUGGCGCCGUUGCCGGGGACUUUCUAGAGUAUUAGGAAAGGCAGAAGUUUGUUACUUUAGCGUUUUUCUUUUCUUUUCCACCCUUGCUUUUCACUUGGGUGUUUUUGUUUCUGUUGGUGCAGAUUUGAAUCAUGGAUCCUCAUGGCUUCUCCAAUCAUUGGAGGUAUCCACCACCAUCCGAGUGGUAUUACCCCGAGACUCCCUGGAGCAAUCAAGGAGGAGAAGACUAUGGAUUCGGGUUCCAGUACCAACCCCCUUACUACGGAGAACAACCAGACCCCUGGGCAUAUCAAGAACAACCUCAUUAUCAAGAAGAAUUUCUCCCACAACCAGAAGGGCCAUCAGCGCUGGAGUUACCCAUGGCAGCCUUCACGGGCCAUUCUGCAGAGCCAUGCUACACUCCACAGCCAGAUCCAAACUAUGAAUUGAGACUUCUCAUGGAACAGUUUGCUCGAGACAGUGAGAGAACAUGCUCCAGGAUGGAUCAAUGUGUCCAGGCCUUUCGUGAAACAGAGGAGAUCCUCCUGAGCCUUAAGAAGAGCGCCGAUGAUCUUGAGCGAUCUUUGGCACAACCUGCUCCAGAUCACCCUUCUGCUACCAUACAAGAAGAGGAGGAGGACGAAGAAGGCUACAAGGACAUUGUGGAGCACACUGAAGUUGUCACGGAGAGCUCCCGUGAUGAUCAUGAUCCGGAGUGUCCUGUCGUAGCCGACUACACCUUCCCACAUCCCAAAGUGAGCUUUGAAGAGGCGGGCAUGAGUGAGGAGAUGCAAGAAGAUCUCAUGAAAGAAAUUGCUUGGCAACUUGCUCUCCAAUCGGUGCUAGAAGAAGAAGAGCAAGAAAGGGUGCAGAAAGAAGUUGUGGAGGAUGACGAAAGUGAAGCAGGAGGAGUUCUUGAUCAUUUCCCAGGGGUGAUACCACAUGAAGAAGAAAGGGAGGUUGAAGAAGAAGAAAGGGAGGUUGCAGAAGCAAUUGGCGUCCAAGCUGAGGACGAAGUUGAGGUGGAAGAGGCUUGCACCGGCUAUGAGUUACUUGUGAUAUCUCCACCGAAUUUUGAGGAGCUGCUUGGCAAGGACCCAUUUGCAGUGUCUCUUUGCCAGACCAAGGCCACAUCGACAUCGGUCCCUCUUGGUGGACGCGAUGGUGGUAAAUCGAUGCUGUCAUAUCUAGUUUGGGUCAAUGAGACGAGAGGAGAGAAGAAGAGGUCUCGAGGGUGGAGACUUCAUCUGCAUCAAGUGCAUGAGCCUUCAUCACCUGCCACACCACAUGCUCGUGACUUGAGACUCCACCUUAUCGACGAGAACCUCAACUUCAAGGAGGCUUUGGGGUGGACCGAAACUUAGGAACCAUCGUCCGGCUCACGACGUGAAAGAAGCGCUUGUUGGGAGGCAACCCAACCAGUCGGUUUGCAUUUCUUUCCCUAUUUCUCCUCGGUUGAGUCAGUUUUGUUUUUUUAUUUUAUUUUAGAUUCAAUAACUCAACCUUUGUGAGAUUUUGUGUGGUGUUUGUGUUCCGACUACUCUCUCUUCCUGGAAUGCACCGCCUGCCCCGUCCACCAUCAUUCACCCUGGAUCUGGUAACUUCGUUCUACCCUCCUUAUCUUCCUCCAUUGAGGACAAUGUCGUGCUUAAGUGUGGGGGGAUGUUCGAUUAUGUAUGCGGGUGAAUGUUUGGCUGGUUGUGUGCUUGGAGCCUAGUCCACUGUCCAAAUUUUUAAAUUUGAGGGCUCCAAGUACGUGUUUCCUUGCAAAUUGCCUGCUCAGUAUGCUUUGAAUGGAUAGUCUCUAUAGUAAUGUGCAACCUAGGGAGGUAGUGUAGCACUAUGGAGGAUGUUGAAGUAUAAGAUUUUUCUAUCUAGCUCUCUGCUGUGCCAGUUGAUUUUGUGAAUUAGUGGAGCUAAGACCGUUGAAUUCAUGUGGUAAUGGUGACUCUAUUUGGAUUGUGUUAUGGACUCGUGUAUCGAACAGGGUGCUCAUGUGAAAAAUGAAAUGCAGUUGGUCCUCCAUGUCGAAAUCAUCGAAAUCUUAAACAUGGGGUAAGCCCAACGUGUGCGGCACCGUUCAUUGCACAAAAUCGGGUUUUGGAAGAGAUUUUAGUGAUCCUAAGUGGGGUACUCCUACAAGGUGAAGCUAAGCUGUCUCUAGUACAAGUAAAACUUCCACCCGUUGAACGGUUUGCCUACUUGAGGAUGUGUUUUUAAGGGCACGGAUAGAGCUUCCGACCCCCCUUAAUUUCAUUGACCCUCCACACGAGUUGAGGAAAAGGAGUUAAAAGAAGUACUCUGGCGAGCGCCAGGUGUACAGAAAUUGCUCUUGCUCGACUAAUAAGGGUCGACCGUGCAAAAGACUGCAGUUGGAACCCCCGCCAAGUGAAUGAAAAAGAAAAAAAAAGUAAAAUGAAAGUGAAAAAGGGGUUCCAACGGUGAAAUGAAGUGAAAGAGAACCCCGGUACAACGAGUCCUUGGUUGUGAAUGGUGUGAGUCCCUUUAUCCAUGAACUGACUGUCUUACUUCUACUUCUUCUCAUGAUCCUGGCUUGAGUCUAGUACUCGCAUUGAGAGAGAUAGGGAACGUCUUAGAAGACCAGUUGACCUCGUAAGCUGCUAUAUGAUCUAGGAAAUCCUCUACCGACGAUCAGGGUUGUAUGUUGCUAUAGAGGUCUGGAGAGAUGCAUUGGUUUGAGUUAGGUUUGCUUGGGGACAAGCAAACGGUUAAGUGUGGGGGGAUUGGAUGACUCGAUAUUUGCACAUGUUUUCCCCUUUGUUUCUUGAUCGUUUGAGCUUUAAUUAUUGCGUCUUUGGCCUAUUUUACGCUAGGUUGUGUUCCUUUGUCACAUUUCAGGUCCUAGCACAUAAAGUGAAGCAUAGGCGCAAGUUUCAAGUCAAUCAGAGAUCAAUUGGUGAUUAGGGAGAAGAAACUCGGGCAUGACCUGAAGAAGAAUGGAUUUCUACCUCACUUUAUGGACAAAGAAUCAUGCAAUCUUGUCAUUAAAAGAAAGAGGACGAGACUACGAGCGUCUGGGAUCAAACGGCGACUGAUUCGGAGUCCGGACGAGGGAGAAACGAAGCAUUGAAUAUAGGGGAACAUGUUCGGCAGUAAAAACAUGGGCGCGCCUAAAUCAAAACACGGCCGUGCCCAUAUUUAGGCACGACGGUGUUUUUGGCCGACGCGCGCGGGCGUGUUUUUAACACGGUGCAAAACACGGGCGGGCAAAAGCAAAACAUGGCCGUGUCCUCGACAGUGUUUUGCCCAGAAUCGGGUUUUUUUAAGCCAAUUUCGAGCCAAAGGAGAGGGAGAGCUGGGUUUUGGAUCCCAAACACCCAAGGGACGAACCAAAGAGAGAAAGGCCGAUUUGAGGGCAUUCUAAGAGUGGAAUUGGAGGAUUUCUUCGCCUUGGAAGCUCGAGGAACAAGCCCGGACUUGAAGACUGAUCAUAUGAAGAUUCUUACUGCAGUCUCUCUCUUCUCUAUGGAGUAACUUCCCUUCACUUAGGUUUUGAGGAACACUAGCUAUGUUUGUUUGAUUGGAUGAUUGUAUGAGUACUCUGACUUGAUAAUCUUGAGUUCAUAUUCAAUCUAUGCAUGUUUUCAUGAUUCAAUUCUGCUUUAGUCGAGAUUAUUGAUUCUGCUUUGAUCCUAUGAGAGGGGAUACCUGAUUAGGUCAAUAGAGCACCAUAGAUUGAUAGUAGUGGAUCGAUUGCUUUAGUCGAGGGUUGAUUCACUGCUUUGUAUCGAUUGAGAACCUCUUUCGAUAGAGGGAAUCUAGUUCAGAACGCCUUGAUCGGUUGUUCUAGAGAAGGAUACGUCCCUCUAGGCAAUUGACUCAAGAGGGCCUUGUUCCUUUAGUCGAGACUUAAGGUCUAGUCAAGGAUUCUCCGCAUUGUGAAUGAAAGUGAAACAAGUUAGAAAUCAUCAAUCGUUAAUCUGGCUAGUGGCUAGGGGGAAUCAUACCUAAGUGAGUUCCCAACUUGUAAUUAGAUUAACUUUAACUGUAGUUUGUUAAAGUAGUUUUAGUUCUUCCAUCUUAAUCUGGUUUGCUAGAUAAUGAACUGAAGCUGAGUAAUAGUAACUCUAGAGACCCGUGGAUUCGAUAUUUAUUACUUGAGCCACUAUACUGCAGUCCCUUUCAUUGGUUACACUUGGCCUUUGUUAGGAGUUGUGUCAUAGCGAGUCAAGUAUCCAAUGGGAGAGUGCAGGCAUUGUCAUACUCAAAUCAAAGCUCAUCCUUCCAAGAACAGGUUGUUCUACAAUGAAUAACCAUCGACAUU
Molecule: messenger RNA, 8265 nt
Organism: Linum trigynum
Lineage: Eukaryota; Viridiplantae; Streptophyta; Magnoliopsida; Malpighiales; Linaceae
Source: the annotation of a GenBank genome assembly